ACCAAGCUGGGGGAAGACAAGGAGAGUCAGAACAUGGAGGCUGCUGUAGACGAGGAUGAUGGGACAUUCACUAACAUCUCUCUGGCAGACGACAAAGAGGACCGUGAAUCUGCAGUCCUGUAUACUAAACAGGAGAACGAGCUUUCCAUCAUGAACUGCGACAUAGAUGGAGACAUGGAGAACCAGGUGGAGAUGGAGGAGAAGACGAGGUUAAUAAACCAGGUUUUGGAGCUUCAGCACACACUGGAAGACCUGUCGGCACGAGUCGACGCAGUCAAGGAGGAAAACUUGAAGUUGAAGUCUGAGAACCAGGUCCUCGGUCAGUACAUCGAGAACCUCAUGUCGGCCUCCAGCGUCUUCCAGACAACCGACACUAAGAGCAAACGGAAGUGAGCUGUGAGCCGAUUUAAAAACCUGAGGUCCCAGGUCAGCGGCUGGGAGAGGAAACCCACCGAGAAGACAUGGAGAGGGGUUUGUUUCCUCAGCGGACCUGACUGUUUCCUGUAAACUCUCUUACCUGAGUCCAAACUAACAAUUUAAUCAUUCAAAACAUUAACUGACUUUAUCGCCUGUCCAGUUGGCUCAGAAAUUGAUAAAUAUCAUGUUUGUGUGGCCCAGGUCUUUUUGGCAGACAAGGUAGUUUUUAAGUGUUUUAAAGUGUUUAAGGAUCAUUCGUACCAUGAGUUUCUUCUUCGUCUGUAAAACAAUUCUUAGAUUUGUUUCGCCUGCUUGGUUUUCAAUUUGAGGACAACUCUGACAUUUCUGUGGUUCUCAGUGUUCUCGUCCCGUCUGAUCUGUAGGUUGGCUUAAACAAACCUUAAAUAUUACAAAUAACAGUUUGACCACCAACCUCACCUUUAACACUGAUUUAUUUAAUUUAUUAUUGUACAGUAUUUUCUACGUCAGCUGGAACUGAGUUCGUAGUAGCUCUCAGAUGUCAUGGUGUCUGUGUAAAGCAUGACCGUAUUCCUCCACUUAAAAAGCUGAAAAACUGGACAGUGUUACUGAAAAUGAAAAAAAUAACAUAUGGCAUGUGUGAGUAAUACAACUCUGCAAUGGUUUUAACGGUUUAGCGUAUCUAAUGAAAUUGCAUUAAAACAAUAGUCAUUGAAAUGAACUUAACAAUAGUAUGUGGAUUCAACUGUACAUACACGGAGAGCUCUGCAUCAGUGAAAGUUAAAGCACACAGAAACUAACAAGCUUCUUAAAGGUGUAAAGCUUAACUAACAUCAGUGAUGAUUUUUAUUGUGAGUGAUGGAGUUUGGAAUCAACAUGACACUGUUAAGACCUGGUGUUAAUAUCAGUCCUGAGAUCGGAUCGCACCUGGAAUUAAGAUGCGUCCUUAAUGUGUCCUGUGUCCACUUGUAAUCUAAUCUCACUUCCCUGCUCGAGACACAAAUAAUCAUGCAUGUUGUGCUCAUGAAGACGAAAUAAUGUAGUUUUAACCCCACAGAUGUGUCUGAUGUCAGUUGGUAUACAAGUUGAGUGCGUCAUCAUACACUAAAUAACAUAAUUUUACAAUAAGCUCUAAUACAGACAUUUUUAUGAUUAACGUUCAUACGUUUUAAAGUAUUUAAAUAUGCCCGUCGCACCUGAUCCUUUAUUUGCCCUUCGUUACUAUGCAGACAUUGGUAAGAGGCGUCACUGUGUUGUUUAAAUGCGCUAAACACAUAAAUUAAACACAUUUAGUUUUACAGCAUCCAUGUUUUAACACCUUCUGACUUGGAAACACAUCAAAGUCUGGACAACUACGCAACAACUCAUAAAAUGGGACCUUCUGAUAAAAAAAGAAAUCACUGUGGUCAACGUAUGGGCACUGAGAACAAGAAAAACAGUUAGUAAAACCAGGUCAGACGAAGUUCAGCUUAGUAGGCAAUGCUUCAUUUGUGGUCCAGGAUGCAUUUGUGCAGACACAAGAAUGUGGUCUCAGUCCAUCUCUGAAUGUGAUCAGAUCUAAGGACACACUUGGCUACGUCCUCACUGAGGACGGAUGUUAACACCAGGUCUGAACAGGGUCCAUGACACAAGAUUUUCUGUCUGUGCUUCAAAGUAUUUGCCUUUAAAAUGAUCAAGUCAUACGUUCAUACGUGACUUUAAUGCAAGAUUAUUGGAGUCAGUGAUUAGGUCACAAAGACAAACCCUGCAUGUUAGUCUGUGUCCUUCUCCUGAAAAAGUGAUGGGGAGGAGGUGAUUAGAGACAAAAAGAAAAAAAGAAACAAGAUACUUUCUCCUUAUUAUCAAGAACAAGAGCAGUAGAGAGGCCUUGAGUGCUUAUUGAUCCACUAAGUCAGGUCUGGAAAACAUCACCUGCUAGAGGAUGGGUCUGACCGUAAAAUGUGAUAAUGUCCUGACUGUACAGCGGGAGGGUGUGUCCUCUGCUGCCUCAGUUAAAAAACAAAGGGAUAAGUGGUCGUCAGAGAUGAAGAAGAACAUUAUCUGAACAAGCUUUUUAUUUCCUUUAAACUUAAGUAUCCUGUAGAAUAACAUCUGGAGAUUAGUGAUUUGUGUGUAAACAUCCAGGGACUGAGGUGCUGUUUGAAAAGUGAUGUUAUAGGAGGCUUUAAACAAUGUAUAUGAUGUAAUCUAUUGAGGUUAUUUAGGUUUUUUUAACAGUUGUACAGUAGUUCAUUCAUUAGUUUGAUGUGCUGAAUAUGUCCUACCUGCACACACCCUGGUACCAUCUUAUCUUGUGUGUAGACACCCUGCACCUUAGCAUUUCAAAUGUUUUUUUUCUGUUUUAAUAAAAACCUAAGAUCACCCUAA
Messenger RNA from Paralichthys olivaceus (Japanese flounder), 2763 nucleotides. It is a transcript of the gene scoca, whose product is annotated as short coiled-coil protein a. Gene Ontology annotation, cellular component: trans-Golgi network. The record is from RefSeq and is a predicted model, not a curated record. NCBI's taxonomy places the organism in Eukaryota, Metazoa, Chordata, Actinopteri, Pleuronectiformes, Paralichthyidae.